AUGCGCCAAGUCAUUUUUAUGUUGGGCUUUAUAGUUCUUUGGGAUCCAGUAAGUAUUCUGGCUAGUGAUCCUGCUAAAUCACUAUUUCUACGCGACAGUAGUGGAAUUACUAUUACUGUCACCACAGAUGUUACGGAAACAGAGUGUACUUGCACAGAAACCAGUGCAGCGUCCACAACGUCUUUUCUUAGCACAACAACUGCACCCAUGAGCUUGACCACCGAUACCAUUGUUGUGACAGUUCCAGUUACCCAAACAGAAACACUUCCAGGGAAUGAACAUACUGUAACUGAGACUGUGUCAACGCCGACUACAGUUAUAGUCUCCUAUUUUAGUACAGGCGCUACAGUUGUGACAGUUCCUGUUACCCAAACCGACACACUUCCAGGGAAUGAACAUACUGUUACUGAGACUGUGUCAACGCCGACUACAGUUAUAGUCUCCUAUUUUAGUACAGGCACUACAGUUGUGACAGUUCCUGUUACCCAAACCGACACACUUCCAGGGAAUGAACAUACUAUAACUGAGACUGUGCCAACGCCGACGACAACACUACAGUCACACACUUUGGGAGAACGGACUUACUAUAACCGAGACCGUGCCAACGCCGACGACAGUAACGGUCUCCUAUUUCAGUACGGACACGCUUUCGGGGAACGAACAUACUAUAACCGAGACUGUGCUGACACCGACGACAUUCCUGUUACCCGAACUCGCACGAUUCCGGUGACUAAUGUCAUAUCAUCUGUUACCCAAGCAGAUACGGCUUUGGGAAAAGAACUUGGCAUUACCACGCCAGACACCUCAAUAAGGAUAUGUCCUAGUCUGAAGACUAAUCCAACAUAUACUCCUCCGACUCCUUUGCCUACGAACUACCUAUGGGGCUGCCCGCCAAACACGCUAUGCAAUCCCAACCACACCGAAAGAUGUAUUGAGGCCAGUUUACCUGCAGAAUCUUAUGUAUGUAGCCCUGAAAAUUGUAUUGAGACCCCUCCACUCCCAUCGCCUGAAUUUUGGGGCAUCCCCAUAGAAUCAAACGAAACAGGAAAAUUUCAGCCUCCUCCAAAAUAUUUUAAUAUCAACCCCCAUUACUUUGGGUUGCCUUACGAUAUUUUCAUAUUUGGCUCAAGCGAAGCAAAACUCUCCUAUCGACAAAUCACAACGACAGUCCCCCCAAUGUGCUAUGAUGAAUGUAAUGACUGUGCACUGGAGGCACAGAGGAAAGGUAAGGUGCCGGGACUGUGCAGCCCGGGAUCGGAUUUCCAGGAACUGAAGGGCCUCUGUGAAGCAUGCAUACACAAUCAUUCCGAACCGACAGAGUUCUCUAUCACUGCAGUGUUGCCAGAUUUUGUCCAGUUUCUAUCCUACUGCGGGGAGACAAUUGCAGCCAGUACGAUCUCCGUUUCCGACACAAAAACAACGUCGGCAGCUUCUGUUGGGAGGUCUGCCACUUUAUCAUGGAAGAACUACAGUGUUACUGCUUCAGGGAGUCAACGAAUUACAGCUGAAGCUCGCCCGUCUCUUUCAGCAUCUUCAUAUAGGCAUGUGCGAGAACUUCAGAAAGUGCUUGGAUUUAAGGUGCUUGAAUGCUUGAAGGGUAUCACGUCCCCAGAUGCCGGGUACCUUCGAUUUUACCUCUCGUCAACCAUUUCAAGAUUGGCUUGUCACGGAAACAUCUGGCAACCAACUAUCUACCGGGUAGUAAAAAGAGCCUCGGCACCGCAUCUGUUCUUCGGUUUCGUCUCAUGCACUAUAGCAGUCAUCGAAUCUUAUAGUCGGCAGGUCGCCCUUUUGCCAUCUCUGCUCGUCUGCUUGGGAUCUUGCCAGCGUGAGGAUUUGUAUGGGAAUUUGGCAUAUACCGAAGGCAUGAGCCUUGGUCUGAGUAAAUGUAUGACAUACAUUAUACACAGCCUGGUAACAUCACUCAAGUGGUGGUGGCUAAGAGCAGAGCGGCGAUCACAGGCUUCUUGUGAGGCUAAUAUCACCUACACGAAUACAGCGGUGACCUGGAAGUCGAUCGAAUGUUCUCUGCCAGAUACGGGAGAGCUCAUCUACUACGAACAGAUGCUGCCGCCUUCUAUCGUCCUCUCUACGUCCAAUCGCACGGCCUUCAUGUCCUCCUUCGAUAGUUCACGGGCCAAUGACCCCCUACCCCUUACGAGCAACAACGACAGCACGCAUCUCCAUUAG
Molecule: messenger RNA, 2190 nt
Organism: Talaromyces stipitatus ATCC 10500
Lineage: Eukaryota; Fungi; Ascomycota; Eurotiomycetes; Eurotiales; Trichocomaceae
Exons: 8
Coding region: 1-2190 (729 amino acids)
Source: RefSeq, a predicted model, not a curated record